AGAAAUGGCUACUAAACCUGGCAUUCUCACUGAGUGGCCAUGGGCAGGGCUUGGCAACUUAAAGUACCUGGUGUUGGCACCAUUUGCGUGUCACAGCAUAUACACAUUCUUCAUGAGCAGAGAUGAAAGUCAGAGGGACAUGUUCUACAUACUUGUACUUCCGUUUACUCUCUCCAGAAUGAUUCAUUAUCAGCUAUGGAUAUCCAUAUCCCGCUACAGGACUGCAAAGGGUAAUAAUCGAAUUAUUGAUAAAAGCAUCGAAUUUGAUCAAGUUGACAGAGAAAGCAACUGGGAUGAUCAGAUCAUACUUUUUGGGUUGGUAUAUUAUAUCGGAUACCUGAUUGUAGAACAAGCUCAUCAUAUGCCUGUGUGGAGGACUGAUGGAAUCAUAAUAACUGCCUUGAUCCAUAUUGGUCCUGUCGAGUUCCUCUAUUACUGGUUUCACAGAGCUCUGCAUCAUCAUUUUCUCUACUCUCGCUACCAUUCCCAUCACCACUCCUCCAUUGCUACUGAGCCCAUCACUGCUGUUAUUCAUCCAUUUGCUGAGCUACUAGCAUAUUAUAUGCUCUUUGCCAUACCCGUGUUCACAACUGUAUUCACUGGGACUGUUUCAAUGGCUUCACUUGGUGCUUAUGCCAUAUAUCUUGAUUUCAUGAACCUCAUGGGCCAUUGCAACUUUGAGCUAAUUCCUAAGUGGAUGUUCUCUAUCUUUCCCCCGCUCAAGUACUUGAUGUAUACGCCCUCGUACCACUCACUACAUCACACUCAAUUUAGAACAAAUUAUUCACUUUUUAUGCCAAUGUAUGACUAUCUGUAUGGUUCAGUGGAUAAGUCAUCAGACACAUUGUAUGAAAAGUCACUCGAGAGAGAAGCUGAAGUGCCUGAUGUUGUGCACCUUACACAUCUAACAACCCUAGAAUCCAUCUACCAUCUUCGACUAGGGUUUGCAUCACUGGCCUCAAAGCCUCACGCCUCUAAGUGGUAUUUGCUGCUAAUGUGGCCCGUCACACUAUGUUCAAUAGUGCUUACAUGGAUUUACGGUCACACAUUUGUUGUUGAGAGAAAUUUGUUCAAGAAUCUCAAAUUACAAACCUGGGCUAUCCCCAAGUAUCGCAUACAAUACUUUAUGCAAUGGCAAAGAGAGAGUAUUAGCAAUUUGAUCGAGGAAGCCAUCAUUGAAGCAGAUCAGAAAGGCAUAAAAGUGUUGAGCCUUGGACUCUUAAAUCAGGAAGAGCAACUGAAUAGUCAUGGUGAAUUUUACGUAAAGAGGUAUCUACACCUGAAAGUGAAGGUGGUAGAUGGAAGUAGCUUAGCUGUAGCCGUGGUCCUAAACUCCAUUCCUGAAGGAACUUCCCAAGUUGUCCUUCGAGGUAGCUUGUCCAAAGUUGCUAUCUCCAUUGCCCUUGCCUUGUGCCAAGGAGAAAUUCAGGUUGUCACGUUAAACAGAGACGAUUACAGGAGACUUAAAGCAAAGCUUACCCCCGAGGCUGCAACUAAUAUGGUCCUCUCUAAUUCUUAUAAUGUUUCAAAGACAUGGCUAGUAGGGGAUGGAUUGAGUGAUGACGAGCAAUUGAAAGCACCAAAAGGAACACUAUUUAUUCCCUUUUCACAAUUUCCACUAAGAAAAGUUCGCAAGGACUGCUUCUAUUUCAACACACCAGCCAUGAUUGCUCCAAAGCAUCUUGAAAAUGUAGACUCCUGUGAGAAUUGGCUACCAAGAAGAGUGAUGAGUGCGUGGAGAAUAGCUGGAAUUGUGCAUGCAUUGGAAGGUUGGAAUGAGCAUGAUUGUGGUGAGAUGAUGAUUGAUGUUGAAAAAGUGUGGAAAGCUAGUCUCAGUCAUGGUUUUUGCUCAUUAACCAAGAUUUCUGCUGCUUAAUCAAAGGGCUAAAAUUAUACUACUAUUAUAGAUAGACUGCUGCUUAUAUUAUUGAAUCUUGGAUCUAUGGUACCAUUUCGUUGGGUAAACGAAAAGUAUGCACAAUAUUAGCCUCUACUAGAACAUGUAAUAGGUAGCAAACCCAUUAAAAUAUAUAAAGGUUUGAGGUACGUAUCUCAUUAAGAA
Messenger RNA from Solanum verrucosum, 2062 nucleotides. RefSeq names its product very-long-chain aldehyde decarbonylase CER1-like. The transcript has 10 exons. The record is from RefSeq and is a predicted model, not a curated record. Gene Ontology annotation, molecular function: oxidoreductase activity; iron ion binding. Gene Ontology annotation, biological process: lipid biosynthetic process. Bases 5 to 1876 code for a protein of 623 amino acids. NCBI's taxonomy places the organism in Eukaryota, Viridiplantae, Streptophyta, Magnoliopsida, Solanales, Solanaceae.